ACUUUCUCUCUCAAGCCUUCUCUCUCGUUUCCCCCUCUCUCUCUCUCUCUUCCAAGCAAAAGCUCCCAUUAUCUUCUCAUCUUCGAUCGUCGCCUUCCAGGGUGAUGAUUGACUACGAUAGCAAUCUUCUCUGUUUGUCAUCAUGCGCGAUGAGACUCGGGGAAGAAAGAGACCCGUCACUCGCAAUGGCUAUGGUAGCAUGGAAAACAUCGGAGAGAAAGACUCAUUCGACCUUCAAAAGGAAUCUGUUGUAGAUCCAGCACAAGCUUUUGUAGAUCCUCCAACACAAGACUCUUUUGAUGAGUUAUUAGCUCUCAUAAUACUUGGGACCUGGAGGACGAGGAAGCGCAGGAAAACAUUUUUUUGUAGAACGAGGAACAUUUCAUUCGCAAUAAGGAAGAUUGUUACUAUUUUUAUGCAUGCUAUGCUCACGAGAAAGAGUUUGGUACUU
Messenger RNA from Linum tenue, 451 nucleotides. NCBI's taxonomy places the organism in Eukaryota, Viridiplantae, Streptophyta, Magnoliopsida, Malpighiales, Linaceae. The record is from the annotation of a GenBank genome assembly.